Messenger RNA from Acipenser ruthenus (sterlet), 599 nucleotides. Its product is annotated as interferon alpha-inducible protein 27-like protein 2. Gene Ontology annotation, cellular component: mitochondrion; membrane. NCBI's taxonomy places the organism in Eukaryota, Metazoa, Chordata, Actinopteri, Acipenseriformes, Acipenseridae. Gene Ontology annotation, biological process: apoptotic signaling pathway. The transcript has 5 exons. The coding region runs from base 110 to 391 and encodes 93 amino acids. The record is from RefSeq and is a predicted model, not a curated record.
UCACGCUGUCAUGGGAACGAGGGGCGUAAACCCAGCCCUAUAUAAAUUCGUGGUGCCACGUUCAAUCCAUGAGAAUGUGCACUAGCAACUACACAGGACAAAAAAAGACAUGGCAAAAGUUCUAAUUCUAGGCGCAGUCAGUGCAGCCACCGGUAUCGCUGCAGCCCCCUUGGUCGUGGGAGCCUUGGGUUUUACGGCAGCCGGCAUUGCAGCGGGGUCUUUGGCCGCCUCUCUCAUGUCCUCGGCCGCUGUUGCAGGUGGCGGGGCAGUAGGCGCUGGCAGUACAGUUGCAGUAUUGCAGUCGAUCGGGGCUGCUGGUUUGGGAGCGGCCGGCACAGGGGUGGCUGGCACGAUUGGAGCAGCCGCUGGGACCCUGUUUGCGCUGUUCUAAAGGGAGAGCGAGGCUCGUGAUUUAAAAACUGUUAAUCCAUACUAGAGCUUGCAAUGCCUUCUUGAUCCCAAAUAAAAGCGACAGUAAAAACCCUGCCUUGCCUGUCUUUGGUCUAUUUUUCAGCAUAUUGUUCAGGCAGCAAAAGUCAAAAUGUUUGUCAGUUUUAUCUUUUUAGUGUAUGUCAAUAAAGGAAAAUUAUUAAUGACAA